Closterium sp. Naga37s-1 is the source of this 3071-nucleotide messenger RNA. The record is from the annotation of a GenBank genome assembly. Lineage: Eukaryota; Viridiplantae; Streptophyta; Zygnematophyceae; Desmidiales; Closteriaceae.
UUCUCUGCCAUUGUCCGCACCGAGUUGGCUUCCCCCUCCGUUCUCUGCCAUUGUCCGCACCGAGUUGGCUUCCCCCUCCGUUCUCUGCCAUUGUUCGCACCGAGUUGGCGUCCCCCUCCGGCUGGCCCCAGCUCCUCCCGGGGCUCAAAGCCGCUCUGCUCUCCAGCGAUCUUAUCCGAGCCGUUGGUUCCGCCUCCGCAGCUGCUCCUGGGCCGUCGGAUCCUGCCUCCGCAGCAGCAGCAUUCUCUACAGUCACUGUGCUUACAGUCCUCCGCGCUGUCACCAAGCCAUACCGGUAUUUCCUCGACCCUACCAACGACAAGGAGCCGGUGCCACCAGUGCUAGAAGCCAUUGCAUCGGACCUGUUGCUGCCCCUCAUGCCGCUCAUGCACCACCUCAUUGCAGCUCAGGCGCAGCAGUCAAGCCCCCAAGCACAUGAUGAAGCCCUUCUGCUCAUUCUCAAGACGCUCCACCUCUCUGUUCAGAGCCACAUGCCAUCGGCCAUCCGUAAGCACGUUGACAGCAUCGUCCCAGAGCUGCUGCUGCUGCUCUCACACUGCCCGCCCACCCUCGCCGCAGCAGCAGCGGCCGCAGGGCAGGAGGAGGGGGAAGUGAUGGAUGGGGGAGGAGGGGAAGAGGGAGGGGCGGCAGCAGCAGUGUGGGAGGUGCGGCUGAAGGGGUGCAAGCGAGCGCUGCAGAUCUGCCAGUCACUGGCCAGCCGGCACCAGAAGCUGGCCAACAAGCACUUUCCUGCCAUGGUGGAUGGCAUCACUGGCAUCGUCUGCAACUCGCUGUGGACCAGUCAGCUCCCAUCAGCAGCCCGUCGCGUCAUCGCAGUGGCGUUUACAGCCACAGCUCAAGUUCUCGACUCUGCUCCGGGAUGGAAGGUGGUGGCUCCUCAAUUCGCGCAUCUCCUAGAGGCUGCCAUUUUCCCCGCACUCUGCCUGCACCCCCACGAUUUGGAGCUGUGGGAUGAGGAUGAGGAGGAGUACGUACGACGGAAUCUUCCCACAGAUUUAGACGACAUGGAUGAGAUCGAGAGUUAUGACCCGCGGCAAUGUGCUGCUCACCUGCUGGCUCUCAUAGCUACCUCCAAGGGAAGCCCAGCCAAGGGCAAGCCAGGCGCAUCAACAGCAGCAGCACCAUCCAAGUCCACGUCACCAGCAGCGGGCAGAAGGAGACAACGAAGGCCGGCCGCCACCAAGGACACUGACGCAGCAGCAGCUACAGUGGUUCUUCCGUUCUUCUCCAGGUUUCCUCUCCCCGCGGAUGCUGCUGUCCCAAUGGACGGCAUGUUUGUGGCGGGGGCAGGGGGCGGCCAGGCUCCUGCCAACGCUGCCAGUGCUGCUGUUGUCCACUACUUCGGCGUUCUGCAGGCGUAUGCAGCCAUGAAAGAGUACUUCGAGCGUCAGCCAGCCCACCUGGAGCAGCUGCUGCCAGCUCACGUGCUGCCCCUCUUCUCGCAGCGCCACGUCAGCGCGGUCCUAUUGGCCUCUGCCACGUGGCUGCUGGGAGAGCUCUCCACCGCCCUGCCCGAGUCCCUGCACAGCCUUGUGUACGAGGCGAGCAUGAAGGCCAUGGCAGCGGGGGACGUGGAUGGGCAGUCAUGGGCGGCGGUGCGCACUGCUGCCUCGCACUGCAUCUCCUACCUCAUCCAGAAUGACGUGGAGCCGUCUGAUUGGCUGGCGUUCCUGCAGGCAGUGGUGGCGGCAACGCGGGCGGGGGAGGAGAGGGAGGCGGUGAGGGCUCUAGACCUGCUGGAGUCAGUGGCAGUGGAGGGGGGCGAGGGCGUGCACGCCCACCUGCCCGCCAUCAUUGCUGCUGUUGCAAAUGACACCUGUGCUGCUCUGCCUCCCCCGGAUCAGCCCUGGUCGCAGGUACGGGCUGUGCUGGAUGGAGAGGAGAGGGAGGCGGUGAGGGCUCUAGACCUGCUGGAGUCGGUGGCAGUGGAAGGCGGGGAGGGCGUGCACGCCCACCUCCCCGCCAUCAUUGCUGCUGUUGCAAAUGACACCUGCUCAGCUCUGCCUCCCCCAGAUCAGCCCUGGUCGCAGGUAUGGGUUUCGUGGGUGGAAUGUGUGUGGGGCCAGGCACAGCGCGUGUGGGCGCUCUUCUCUGCGCUGGCCUCUCUGCUCGAGUCAUGGCCCGAAGACAAGCUGCCAGGAGGGAAUGGUGCGCGUGUGUGGGCGCUCUUCUCAGCGCUCGCCUCCCUGGUCGAGUCAUUGGCCGAUGACGAGCGUGUGUGGGCGCUCUUCUCAGCGCUCGCCUCUCUCGUCGAGUCGUGGGCUGAUGACGAGCUGCCAGGGGGAGACGACGAUGAGGAGGAAGGGGAGGAGAGGGGAGGGAAGGAGGCAGCAGGGGCGGAGGAGAGGAGUCAAAGGGCAGUGGAGGUGGCAGCGUCCGUGGCUCGCGUUCUGCGAGUGGCCUGGCUCAAUGAACCCCUGGAUCCGUCCCUUGUGAAGCCACAUUCAUCAGACGGCCUAGAGGGCGAGGACGACAAAGAGCCGCCCCCCACGUCCUGGUUCGACGCCUCUCUGCUGCUCUCUUUCGUCCUCAAAGCCGCCGCCAAUGCCCCAGCUGCACCCCCCUCCACUGCUGCUACAGCCGGUGGUGCUACAGCUGGAGAUUCAGCAGCGCUGGUGGUGCAGUGGGGGGUGGUUCCCUUGCUGCACAAGUGGGUGGAGCUGGUGGCGGAGUGGACGGCAUGGGAGGAGGAUGAGGACGAAGCGGUGUUUCAAACCAUCGACUCGCUGUUGCUGCUGCAGGGCCGGACGCCAGUACCAGAUUUCAUAUCCAUGGCCACUCCGCCGCCUCCCCUGCCGCCCGUGCCGCCCCGCUCCGUCCUCGAAGGCGUCGCGUGCUUCGUCUCAUCCGCGCUAUCCGACGGCUCUCCUGCUGCCACGUGGCGAGCAUCCAGGCACUCGCACACGCUUUUGAAUGCUGCUGCCGUGGCGCUCAAUGGGGGGCCUGCCGUUGCUGCUCUGGCUGCGCGGUUUGCCGAGGUGAGGCGAAGGAAGGGAAGAGAAGGAGAUGGGGAAGUGGGCGUUGAGAGAAGUGUCAAAACACGCUCCUGA